UACACAUAUAUAAGAUAAGUAGUGUAAUUCAAUAAAGGAAAGAGAAAUUUAAAAUGCGCCAAUAGAAAGCUAGUUAACAAAAUUCAAAUUAUGUCAUCUGAUAAGAAGUGCAAAGACUGAAGGACGUCCAAUAAUCAUCAAUUUAACAGAUGAACGAAAUGAAAUGUAUGACAAAUUAAAUGGUGGAGAAUUGUAGUAAAUAACAGGUCGUGAAUACGUUCGAUAAAGAAAAUGGAAAAAUCAUAUUACGCAGAAGAUAUGAACUGUUUACUGAGAAAUAAAAAGAUUGUAUUAUUUGGUGAUACAAAUAUGAAAGCAUUGUAUAAAGAUUUUAUUGUACUUUCUCAGCAUAAUAAAUUGCUUGAUUCAGAAGCACUGAAUACAAAGAUGAAAGAGUCUUUCUAUGGAGAUGUUUCAAUUAAAAAUUGCACAGGAUGUUAUCAAGAACGACUGUACCGUACUCCGUAUUUCCAUUUUCAUUUUUAUAUUACUAAAGAAUUAUAUAAUUUAUAUAUAGAAAAAGUAUUUAAUAAUAUGAAGUUUGAGUUACCAAAUAUAAUUCUUUUCAAUUUUUGCCUUAAAGGAAUAGCAAGCUGGUUUGAAUUAGAAGUAAGAAAAUACAAAAUCAGUUUAAAUAAAUUGAUGAAACUGUGCCAAGAAAAUCUUCCAGAAGACUGUUUGCUUAUUUGGAUAACAACAUUUCCUCAGCAGCAUAAAAAUGAAAAUGGUUUACUUCAAUUACCAACUGAACUAAUUAAAAAUUCUAUGUGUUUUCAUGUGUUGAAGGCUAAUCAGUAUACACAAGAGAUUGUCUUCAAAAAUGGAUAUGAUAUUUUAGAUGCUCAUUAUUAUCUUAAAGAUUUAUUAUAUUUAAGAGAAACAGAUGGUAUUCAUUGGUUUCCAUUUGCUAUUCGUCUGAUAUCCAAAUUGGUGUUAUCACAUAUCAGUUUUGCUUUUGAAAUACCGAGUCCAUUAAGGCGUUUAUAUUCUGCUAACAAUUCUUUUUACGAAGAACCACAGAUUAAGACGUGCGGAUGUUUAAUAUCUACAAAUUGGUAUACUGUUUGUGAUUUUUGCUUAAAUAAUCAUUUAUUAAUUAAAGAUUUAAAUAAGGUUAAAUAAAACUUGCGUAAGUAACAAACUAUAUUAUUAAUAAGUAAAUAAAAAGUACUGUAUUGUGAUAAUUUAGAAUUUUAAAUGUAGAUUUUUUAAAUGUUAAAUGU
Messenger RNA from Centruroides sculpturatus (bark scorpion), 1223 nucleotides. RefSeq names its product PC-esterase domain-containing protein 1A-like. The transcript has 7 exons. The record is from RefSeq and is a predicted model, not a curated record. NCBI's taxonomy places the organism in Eukaryota, Metazoa, Arthropoda, Arachnida, Scorpiones, Buthidae. The coding region runs from base 232 to 1122 and encodes 296 amino acids.